Messenger RNA from Moesziomyces aphidis, 297 nucleotides. Lineage: Eukaryota; Fungi; Basidiomycota; Ustilaginomycetes; Ustilaginales; Ustilaginaceae. The record is from the annotation of a GenBank genome assembly.
AUGAGGAGCACAGCAGCUCGACUUCUCAAACUCAAGCCGGUGCCCGCGUCGGCAGUUCUGUCGCUUCGCCUGCCGCCUGCCGCGUCUCGCACCAAAGCCGCGUCGGCAAGCUCACAGGCAGCUCGCACCAAGCCAACCAUGGCCAAUGUAGCGGCCGAGCUCGAGUCGAAGCUCGUCGCGCGCCAGGAACUCGGCAGCAACGUGCGCUUCUCCGAACACAUCAGCAACAAGGAGCUAUAUUGGAAGGUCUCCAAGCCACAGCGAGACGUGCUCAAGAAGGUCUUGCGCGAAGCAUGA